Molecule: messenger RNA, 6824 nt
Organism: Brassica rapa (field mustard)
Lineage: Eukaryota; Viridiplantae; Streptophyta; Magnoliopsida; Brassicales; Brassicaceae
Product: helicase-like transcription factor CHR28
Biological process (GO): DNA repair
Cellular component (GO): nucleus
Molecular function (GO): ATP-dependent activity, acting on DNA; ATP binding
Source: RefSeq, a predicted model, not a curated record
AAUAAAAUGCAUCAAAAGAGAAUCAAAGAUAGGUUAUUUAUGUAGAGAACAUGGGGGUCAACCACUAAGAGACAACAAAUUGUUGUUGUAUCUCGCAUAGUUUAAUAUAUAUACUCAUUUUCAUAUAAUAAAAACACAAAUUUUGAAUAAAAUUUUGAAUAUUUUCGGAUAUAUAAAUAUUUUCAGAUAUUUUUUUUUGUAUUUUAAGGUUUUAGAUCGAACCCGAACCGAACCCGACCCGAAACCAAACCGAAUCCGAACCGAUAAAUUCUAAUUACCCGAAUAGAUCUAACUAUCUAAGAUCCGACCCGAUCCGGACCCGGCACGAUCCGAACCGACCCGAAUCGAAAAUUUGAAAUUACCUAUCAGAUCUUAAACUCUUAGACCCGAAAAAUCCGGAUCCGAAAGGACCCGAUCCGAAUCCGAUCCGACGACCCGAAUGUCCAAGCCUACUUUAAGACACAUCUUACUUGAAGAACACAUUCACGAUUUUCAAGAAGCUUUCUAGACAAAAAUAUCAUCUUCUCAACAAAACGAAGCUAUGGAAAAUCGUUGUUUAGUUGUUGUGUUUAGUUAAUAGUUAUGACGUCUUGUUAGCUAUUAGUUUUUUUUAUUUUAAUUUAUUAUUAUUAUUCAUUUCAUCCAAUAUUUUUAUUUGAUUUUUCUUAAAAUUAAAAAUAUAUAAAAUAAAUAUAAUUAUUACAAUAAAUUGUAAUUUUUUCUACUACAUUUUAAAAUCCACUUUCAUAGAUAAUUUUUUUAUAUUAAAAUUAUAUAAAAUGUACGGACAUAAAAAAUAUGGACAUGGAUAGCUGAAAAAAUAAAAAACUCUUAUAUAUAAGUUAUAGUAGACAAUAGACGUGAAUUUAUUUUUUGUGGACAAGUUAUAAUAAAUAAUAUAUUGUUAAUUUUAUAUUAAACUUUUGUUUCAUAUUAAAUGAACACACAAUCAAAAUUGUUUUUACCGUUUUUCACAAAUCAUAUAGUUUCUUGCUUGUUUCUAAUUUAAACCAUAUAAUGUUUCAGAGACAAUCAUUACGAAAAUGUAGGUGAAUAUAGUUUGACCACUCAUCUGAGUUUCUUUAAAAACUUAAAUAUGUGGAUUGAAGAAAAAUGGACACAAAAAUGUGGAUGAGACAAAUGUGGACACGAGUUCAUGUGAGCGAACAAAUGUAAAAUAUCCACUUCAAAUAAUUCGAGUAAUGGUGCACUAAAAAAAAGAAUAAUUCGAGUAAUGGACUGGGGUUAGAGUUACAGUUACAUACAUGACAUGUAAGUUAUAAACACUAUUUGAUUUCGUUUUAUAUGAAUAUGUGUGUCAUCACUGUAUGUGAAAUGAUAGAGGGAUCAUGGCUCAUGGGUAUUUACUGUUAUGUUGAUCAAAAAAAAAAAAAGGGUAUUUACUGUUAUGUUGUUUCUAAGGUUUCGAAUGGUGACCAUCGUUCUGCCCCGCCCCGCAGUUAACAAUAACAAAAAUCUCUACGUAUACUAUAUAUCUAUAUAUUUUUAUAACUGUUAGAACCAUACCGCAGUUGAACCGUUUGUCUCGCACCGCUUAAACCGCAGUCACCUUUCGGAGCCUAAAUUCACAUAGACAAAUUUUGUCUCUUCUCGUGCCCAAAUCAUUUUGUUCUCGUUAUACACUAGACUUUCAUCCAAUCACUGUUCAACAUUUGGAUAUUGUAAAUGCAUAUAUACAUAUAUAUAUAUAUAUAUAUAUCUAUAUAUAUACAUAAUAUACGGUAUGUCAACUUAAAUACAAAUGUCAGUGAUGAUCACAUGUAUAUCAUUUAUGUUGAGUCAUAAAAGCAUUCACUGAUUCUCGACUAUUUUCGCGUAUUACCUGGAAACUAACCGUUUGUGCCAACCACUCUUUCCUCUUGGCAGUGGUCUAGAAAAUUUUGCUGUUCUAAGCAAAAUAAUUCUUCUUUAAAAUUCACUAAUUCAAUUGAGUUAGUUAAACUUUUCUUACAGAUUAUUUAGUUUGUAUUUUUAUUAGAUAAUAUUGUUUGUAAUUUUUAUUAGUGAGUUUUGAUUGAUUUUGAAGAUUAUUAUGCAAAUAUAAUUUUUUUAAUAUCGGAUUCUGAUUUAGCAUUAAAGACAGUGUUAAGGCGUUUAAAACAUCAUUAACCCAAAGACUAAGUAUUUUUUAAAUAGUAAAUGUUAGUUAAGAGACUUAGUUAAAAAAUUUCUAAUAUUUAUGAGAUCCAAUGCUAGUCUCUUAAUUAAGGAUUCUUAAUAAAAAAAUUAUUAAACAUUUUAGGAUCAUCACAUAUUGGACAAUAACAUUGCACGCCAUUGAUUAUUACCAUAAAGGUUACCAAAAAGGUUACAAAUUAUACAAGAGAAUCCAUAAUAUUUGUGUGGUUUAGCAAAAGAUAGCAUAUACUUAGAUUUAUCAGAGCAAAUCCUCUUAUAGUAAGUUUAGUAGUACCUUUAGGACAUGGGCAAUUGUGCCUUCUGGCUUGGAAGCAUAUGAGACUUGGAACACUGCAUUAUGUCUGUUUGGAUACAUUUAAUGGAUCUUCUUUCACCAAUACCUGCAGUUUUUACAGAUUCUGAGAAUCAGUCUUUCAUCUUAGAGCAUGAUUAUCGGGUGAGGGUUUCUAAAAAGAUUAAAUAUAAGUUUUUUUUUUAAGUUUAUUAUUAAAGAAAGAGAAUAUAAAAUAAAAAAUGCAAGUGUUUUGAUUAAAAAGUCCAUCCAAUGAAUUACGUUUCCCAUGACAGGACAGAUGCAGAAUAUAUCAAUUUUUCUAAGAAAGGCUAAAUGGAUAGGUAAUAGUUAUUGACAAGAUAUAUAUUUCUUCGUAUCCCGCAAACCAUAUGAUUUGAAUAAAUUUGGUUUUCUAAUGUACGGUUUAGUAAUCAUCUGAUUUGGUUAUUUCCAGUUCGCGCUAAAAUGUUAAGAUCGUUGCGAACGAUCACGGUUUAAAGAUCAAUCAAAGGUCAAAGCUUUUGAGAUUCUCUCUCUUUUGUCUUUUGGGGAUGAACUCUAUUUUGGCACGAUUGUUUAAUAGAUAAGCUUUUUGUUUUGUUUUGUUUUACUGUACUUUAUAUCAUCAAAAGUAUUAUCUGAAAAAAGAAACGAGAAAAUACUUUAAGCAUUGACGUUAAAAAGUUAAAACGUCCAGAAAAUUAUUACAACGAUUUAAAAGAUUAAAAAAAAAUGACCACAUUAUUAGAAUAAAUUUGGUUAUCUAAUGUACGGUUUAGUAAUCAUCACAAUUGGUUAUUGCCGGUUCAGGCUAAAAUGGUUAAAACGUUGUCAACGACUAGAGUCAAAGGUAAAAGCUUCAAAGUAGAAGCAUUCUCCGUCUGCGUUUCCCGCGUACGAUUCAUCGUCUUCAACAAAUUCGAGAAUAAGCUUUGAUCUCACAAUCAUCUUCGAGACGGAGGUUUUACCUCACGAAGCUCUUGAGACUCUCUGUGUGUUGAACCUUCUUGAUCUCUUUCGUCAUCGUCUUUACCUGUAUUGAAAUUCCAUAAAGAGAUAGAUGGCUGAGAUCUGGAGCUUCAGCGACAAUGAGUAUCUCUUGUCAGUUUGCAAGGAUGAUGAUCGCUUUCGCUCAGUUCAUAUCCUAGAUGCAAGCAUACACUUGGGAAAGUCUAUGGUAGCCUGCAGAGAACAGUUGAGGAGACUCCAACGCACAGAUUGGACUGAAGAAGAAGACCAAGAGCUGUUGAAGCUCUGUGAUGACCACACUGAUCUAAUCUUCAUAGCAUGUCAGAUAGGAAGAACAGUAGACUCAUGUUCUGCCAGGCUGAACCAUCUGGUGAAAGGUUGGAAGACUAAAGAAGUCUACACCUUCUUUGGCGAGAUGAGAGUCAAGAUAGCAAUCAUAUGUCCUCCUCAAAACUCUGCUUUUCUCCACCAAGGGACAGUCCUCGAUCACAUCAGAGAAAGUACACAAGUUGGCAUUGGUUACAAUCAGUUUGGCCACCUUUACUAUCACAUCGUUAGGAUCUCAACUACCGAGCUUUUUAAAGAGACUCGCACUCAACGAGCCAUGGAACUUUUGCUACCCCACUGCAAGGUCGUGAAUAAAGGGGUCCAUUCAGUGAGUUUCCAUCUAAAGAAGUCAAGAGAUGCGAUUCUACGUGACCAAAAAUUCAAGGAUCUUAAACUGCAAGUAUCUGUAUCAGACUGGAACGAAGAUCUACACAUUCAGAUCUCUGGAGAGGAAGCUGCUUUCAACCAGACCUUUUGGUCUGUGUUUGCCAUGCUGAAGAGCUGGUUCUUCAGAGGUUUAGAAUCUCUCAUUGUCUCACCUGCUGGUAUCCUAGAGAACCCUCAAAAUGUCCACACAUCUGUGAAAAAGAAUGUGAAGAAAGCAGCAACUCCUAAAGAUAACUCUUCAGAACCAAUUGAAGAGUUUAACCUCUUUCUCCAAGCAGCAAUGGAUUACCAGCCUAAAUCUGAAACAGAACCUCCUAAAGGUUCACUCUCCAUCAACCUCCUAAAGCAUCAGAGAGUUGCAUUAGCGUGGAUGAUACAGAAAGAGAGGACAUGCUUUGGAGGGAUAUUAGCUGAUGACCAAGGUCUUGGUAAGACUGUAUCCAUUCUUGCUCUCAUGAUGACAGAAAGGAAGAAUGGUGUCUGUGAUCAAUCAAAAGGAAGAAGAGCAGCUGGAACUCUUAUCAUAUGUCCAAGUAGUCUGAUGAGGCAGUGGGCUGAAGAACUCCUCAACAAGAUCUCUCCUGAAGCCAAACUUUCUGUUCUGAUUUUCCAUGGGUCUAAUAGAUGUCAAGAUGCGGAGACGCUAUCAAAAUAUGAUGUUGUAAUAACAUCAUAUGGCACCAAUGUGAAAUCUGCUUGUGUGUUUGCUAGUCUUGCCUGGUAUAGAGUUGUGUUGGAUGAAGCGCAGAUCAUCAAGAAUCAUAAAAGUAACAUCGCCUCUGCAUGCUUUCAGCUUCACGCCAAGUGUAGAUGGUGCCUAUCUGGAACUCCCAUCCAGAAUUCUAUCGAUGACCUCUACAGCUUCUUUAGGUUCAUCAAGUGUCAACCCUAUUCUAGUUACUCAGUCUUCUGUGACAAAAUUAUGAAAGUGCUCUCGACGAACCCAACGGAAGGGUACGAGAUACUUCAGGCGUUGUUGAAAACAACACUCCUCAGAAGAACCAAAGGUACGAUAAUGGAUGGAGAACCAAUCCUCUCUUUACCUCCCAAGUCUACUGAGUUGAGAAAAGUGGAGUUGAGUAAAGAAGAAGUUGAUUUCUACAAGGCCUUAGAGAAGGAGACAGGGGGAUUCUAUAAGGAAAAAGAAUCAGCUGGGAUGGUGAACAAAGAUUUUAAAGAAGUUUUGGCCAGGCUGAUGCGUCUUCGUCAAGCUUGCAAUCAUCCUCUUCUCGUAUCCUCCAGUCUCCCAAGUACAUCCUCCUCAGCUCAAAUUGCAAAGAAACUUCCAUUCGGUUCCUCCAAGCUGAAGGCUACACUAGAGAUACUAUCAGAGAGCUUGAUUCAGAAAGGAGUUAAGGCUCUGGUUUUUACACAGUGGACAAAGAUGCUAGACCUUCUUGAAGAUAGUCUCAAAGAAUCAUCCUUUCAGUACCGAAGAUUCGAUGGGAAAAUGUCCAUGGAAGCAAGACAUAAGUCUAUUGAAGAGUUUAAGAAUCUCCCGGAGGUUAAUGUGAUGAUCAUGUCUUUGAAGGCGGCUUGUGUCGGGUUAAACCUUGUGGCUGCUUCACUGGUACUUAUCAUGGACCCAUGGUGGAACCCGACCACUGAGGAUCAAGCGAUUGAUCGGGUUCAUCGUAUCGGUCAGACAAGACCCGUUAGAGUGGUGCGUCUCUUGGUAAGCAAUUCCGUAGAAGAUCGUUUGCUAAAGCUUCAGGAAAAGAAGAAAAAAAUGGUAGCAUGUGCCUUUGGAAAAUGUGACCAGAGAUUCUCUCUUGAGGACUGGGAGCAUCUCCUAGUAGUUGAUUAGGUAGCUACAGUCUCGUUGCUCUUCCAGAUAUGUCUUUUAGUUCAAACAUAUUCUUCCCCACUCACUAUCCAGCGAUCCAACAUUAUGCGUUCUGGAAGACUUGUCCUCUGCAUGUCCAAAACAUGUUGUUGCAUUCUGCUUCUCGCUCUAAUAGCCCCUUUCAAAUUUCCACCUAUAGCUUUAAAAGAAGAAAAGGCACAGAAACUGACAUCAAAGACAAUGUAUGUUCAAGACUGCUUUGUUUCAUGCAAUAAAGAAGAAAAAAAACGGUUAGAUGUGAUCAAGACAAUGUAUGUUCAUUCAGUUUCACUCACAGUCAACGUAUAUGUUCUUUAUCCCUAUUGUCUCAUAAUCUGGGGAUGAACUGCCCCCUUGAGGUACUCCCCAUUCUCUAAGACGACUGGUCAUCCAAGACACUCAAUCUUUUCACUAUGCAUUCAUUCCCAUCCUCAGAUUGAGCUCCAAUGGCUCAAGUUUCUGGAGCAAACCAACACAAACAGUUUCAAAAACGUUCAAGAUUCAUCUUUCACAGAACUUAUGGACUAGUGCAAUAGGUGACAUACCGAUAUAUCUCAGACCCAAACCCAAACACUAUCCCGGCAUAUCACUGGUUGGCAUUUAUGACCAUGAACUUGUGAUAUCAACAUCUAAGCUGUCUAGUUUAUCUCAAAGACAAUAAAAAACCUUCAAGCCAUCAUCCAAUCCACAGAAAAGGGUUUGUCCAUCUGGAUGAAAAGCAAUUGAACGAACUCCAGUAGCCUGUGAAACAAGGGACACCACAUGCCAGGAAGAAGAUUAGUUUUGUUACAUAUUACGAAGUGUAUCCAAAUAUAAAUUAGUACUAUGUCAGAUUAUUUGCCGACUGCUCUUGUUACAAAUAUAAUUAUAAAUUUGUCAAUG